This is a messenger RNA of Leptosia nina, 1857 nucleotides long. The record is from the annotation of a GenBank genome assembly. Lineage: Eukaryota; Metazoa; Arthropoda; Insecta; Lepidoptera; Pieridae.
AUGACUGUAUGGAUUUUCUUCCUAAUUACGGUUGUAUACAAAUACAUAUCAGUUAAUGAUGAUCCUGUGAGUGUAAAAAUUGAAAGAAAUGAGUACAUAUCAAAAAUUGACACAAAAUAUAGAAAGAUUUUUGCCAAGGCCUGUAAUCCUUCUGAAAAUAUCGUUAGGGGAUCUGAAGGUGCAGUAGAUAGCGACACUUGGUUACUGCAAGGCAUAUUAGUAAUAACUAGACAUGGCGAUAGGGGACCGCUUACACAUUUAAAAAGUGGUGAUAAACUACCGUGUGAUACUGUACCAGUAUCAACACUGCUUAAAAGUUAUGAGGAGUUUGUCCUGAAUGCAAGUUCGUCUGGUAGGGCUUGGUGGGUGGCAGGUCCUGGCCCUUUUCAUAAUUUUCCUUCCUUACCUCGGACAGCUACAACCCAUUGUGCACUUGGACAGUUAACACCAAAAGGAUUGUUACAGAUGAUUACUGUCGGAAAUAUUUUACGAGACGCCUAUGGUGAGAAACUUGGACUGGAAAGCAUGGAGCUAACUGGAAAAAAGGAAACAGGUGGCAUAGCCUAUAGUACACGAUAUCGAAGAACUUUUCAGUCCCUUCAGGCCUUGUCUUGGGGUAGUACUAGGGGUGCGGCUGCCGCCCGCGAAGCACACAGUGUCGCUUUUUGCUUCAGGCACUGCGCUUGUAACGCACAUCACGCACUUGCAAAAAAAAUAAGUGUACAAGCAAGAAACCGCCUAGAAUCUCAUCCGGCUAUCAAAGAAUUGAUAAAGAAGUUGUCCAAAGUGUUAUUUGAAUCACAGGAGUACACCGAUGCCGAUGUGGUCCGCGACGCUCUGUUGGCAUACAUCUGCCACGAUGCCGCUCUUCCCUGCUCUGAAACUAAUAAGAAACUAAACCCAGACAAGAGAAGGAAGUUCCGAACGGAGAGCGUGCGGUCGAGGCACAUCCUAGAAGUAGACAUCGACACCCUGAACAUGGAACUAGAUUAUAUCAACAAUCAGCUGGACUUUAAUAACGAAAUCGGCAGAAAAGCACGUGAUCUUAUAAAACCGAAUAACCAAAAGCCACCCUUGGACUUCGACACUCAAAUGGAACGGGAGAAGCUUCUUUACUACCAGCAGAGGUACCUGGACAACGCCGACGGUUACGACGACGUCGUCAUUGUGAAGAAGAAUCUAGACGCAGACUUCAAUUUCCAAAGCGACGCGCGAGUCGACGCAGAUUUCGACGAAGAUUACAAGGAGCCGACCGCGGACGCGCCGGAACAUUUCUGCAUCAAAAAGGAACACAUCAUGUCCGUCUUCGCCUAUCUGGAAUGGAGUUAUCGCCAAGACGUGAAGAACGUGCACAAUCGACGCAGGAGUCUGUUGAUCGCCUACGGCCUGAUCCACAACGUAGUGCAAAAUAUGAUUCGGAUGAUAUCUGAGAAUAAACCGAAGUUCGUCGCGUACUCGGGGCACGAUAAGACGCUUCAAGCGUUGAUAUUAGCCUUGGGGCUGACCAGCUACCAGCAUUACAACAUCCAAUACGCCAGUCGGAUGAUAUUCGAAGUGUACAGGAGGAAGGAAUUGCGGGACGAGUUGAAAUUCACCAAGCGGAAAGCGAUAGCGCAAGACUUUUACUUCCGCGUCGUCUACAACGGGGACGACGUGACGAACAAAAUAAGUUUUUGCAGAAAUAGGCACAUCGCUAUGAAAGUCCCGGACCCCGGCGACGACUUGAAGACGUUCAGCGCGUAUCUUUGCCCCAUAGAGAACAUCGUGCGCUUCAUCCACGACGAUUAUUUUGCCGGAUUCAACGUGAGCAAUUACAAAGACGCGUGCGCCAUUUUCGGCAAUGGUAGACACGCGUAG